Molecule: messenger RNA, 2673 nt
Organism: Psylliodes chrysocephalus
Lineage: Eukaryota; Metazoa; Arthropoda; Insecta; Coleoptera; Chrysomelidae
Source: the annotation of a GenBank genome assembly
AUGGCAAAAUUCGAAAAAUUAUUAUUGAAAAUUACUUUAAUUAUAAUCCAUCUACAUUACUCGUUUGCUAUAUAUGAAGAUCAAGUUGGAAAAUUUGAUUGGAAAAGAUCGUUUAUUGGAAAAACAAAAUUUGCUGAAUUUGAAUCAAAAAGAAUUAUAGUAGUUACCGAUGAAAAUGUUUUAGCUAGUCUUAACGCUAAUAAUGGUCAAAUAGUUUGGAGACAAGUAUUAGAAACACCCAAAGAUAACACAGUAAAAUUAUUAUAUAUAGAUAGAGAUAUAUAUACAAUCAAUGGUGCUCUUAAUGGUUGGAUUGUUCGAGGUUGGGAUAUUAUGACUGGUUCACUGGUAACUGAAUGGUCUAUUCCUACAGAAAAAAUGGACAUUUCAGAAUUUUUAGUAUUAGAUGGAAGACUGGUUAACAUUGUUCCAAUAGUAGGAUCCCAUUUAGAAAUUUCAACUUAUUAUCUAUCAACUGGUGAACUGAUUGGUAAAACUUCAAAAAUAUCAACACCCUGGUUAACAGAUGCUUCAAAUUGUAUAUUUGCAAAGUCUUACUACAUUUGCAUUUCAAGUAAUGAUUAUUCAGGUCAAUUAUAUUAUAUUGAUUUUCUGUAUAAAAGUGAUAAAUUGAAUACUAAAUCACUUCAGGGCUUCUUAGAGGAUUUAUUGGGACCAGUUUAUAUCUUGAGAGUUAAUUCAGAUAGACCAGCCUUCUUAUUGGCAUCUAGAAGUACUGUUAAAUUAAUAGAAAUUGAAAAUGAUAACUUAGUGGUGAAAAAUUACGAUAUCUCAACAACUCCCUUUAUUGCAAAAAAUGAAGAACAACAGAUUUUGUAUCAGCUAGAGGCUAGUAGCAAUCCUGAAAAAUUAAUCAAUGUAGUAACUAAAGAUUAUACAACAGGUGAAGAGUUAUCUAGAAUUGAUUUAGAGUAUCCUGUAGGACUAGGUGCCCCAACAAUUGUAGCUAGUUCUUCUAAAAAGCAUAACUCAUUUUUGUUACUCAGUACAUCUGACAAUGCUUUGCUUUUGGUUAAAUUGCCAGAAGGAAAGGUACACUGGACCAGAGAAGAAGCAUUGAGUGACAUAGUUGCCACUGAAUUUUUUGAAUUGCCAGUUUCAGAACUAGAUGCAUCUAUUGAAAAUGAAUUCAAGACUAAUUCUAAUAAUAUUAUAAAUAUGCUAGUGCACAGAUUGACAACUCAAGCUAAGCAGUUGUCCAAUUUAAUUUUCGGAAGUCAGUUGCUUUCUGAUAGUGGUUUAGUUAGAGAUAAAUUUGGGUUUCACAAGCUUAUUGUUGUCGCAACCAGAAUAGGAAAACUAUUUGCUUUAGACACUAUUUCUGGAUCAAUUGCCUGGAGUUAUAGGUUACCUAAUGUUAAGCCUUUUAAUAUUCUGGAUGAGGAUAAAAUGCUUCUUUUCAUACAGAGAACUGCUAGAUAUGCACCAUUACCAGCACAAUGUAUGCUCUUAGCUGAAGAUUUGAUAACAGGAGACUCAAUUGUGUUUCAAUUUGAUCCAAUCACAGGUUAUUCAAAAAAUGGAAUUGAAAAAUUAAAUGUUAAGAUUGCUCAAGCUAUUUUGCUUCCUCAUGAAGACGAAAAUCAGUUAAAAGCUGUAUUACUUUUAUCUUCUAACAACGAUGCAUUAGUGUAUCCAUCAUCAGCAAAAUCUCUUGUAUUCAAACAUAUCAAACACACACAUAUAUACCUAAGUGAUAGUGCCAAUGGAAUACUAAAAGGUUUCAAUUUCUAUCAUAGCACAGAGGAUGAUUUUAAACUAACUCCAACCUGGGAAAUGAAGUUCUAUCCAUCAAAAUUGGUAUCAGUAAAUGUGAAACACCCUAAUGAAAGAGUUCAUUCUCAAGGAAGAGUCCUGCCUGAUAGAUCAGUGUACUACAAAUAUGUGAAUCCUAAUUUAAUAAGUGUUGCUACUGUUAGUGAAGAUCCAAUUCACAAACAUGUACUCAGUAUUUAUUUAGUAGAUGGCAUUACUGGACUAGUAAUGUACUCAGCUUCCCACAAGAGGGCAAAAGGACCCAUCCAUGUAGUACACUCUGAAAACUGGUUAGUUUACUCUUACUUUAAUGAGAGAUUUAGAAGAACUGAAGUAGUAUCUGCUGAAUUAUAUGAAGGCCAUGUUCAAAGUAACAGCACAGUGUUCAGUUCCCAUGCUGUCAGUGUCUUACCUCAUGUUCAAACCCAGUCAUACAUAUUACCUGCAAACCCUGUAAAAUUUGCUGUUACUUUAACUGAAAAGGGUAUAACCAAUAAAUUUUUAUUGAUUGCUCUAUCUACAGGAGCAGUGAUUGAGAUUCCUUGGCUUUUACUACAGCCAAGAUUCAAUGAUAUACCAUGUGGACCUGAAGAAAGUUGUAUUCCGUAUAUGCCUGAAAUACCCUUAUCAUCUGAAGCUAUCAUCAAUUAUAAUCAAACUUUAUAUAGGAUUAAAGGUAUUGAAGUUGCUCCUGCUAGGCUAGAAAGCACCAGUCAUAUUUUAGUGCAUGGUUUGGAUAUGUUCUACACUAGAGUGGCUCCCUCUAAAACGUUUGAUGUGCUAAAAGAAGACUUUGAUCAUUUGAUGAUCGUUUUAGUUUUGACUGGACUUAUUGCAGCAAGUUACAUCACCAAAUAUCUUGCAUCUAAAAAGACUUUAAAGCAGUUGUGGAAAUAA